AUGGAAGUCGAGGUGGACGCAGACUUUGGGCCUCACAACGCCAGCAGCGGCAGCGGCAGCGGCAGCGGCAGCGGCAGCGGCAGCGGCACGCCAGCCAUUCCUGCAGUGCCACAGGAGGGCAGCGUCAAGAGCCGCGGCGCCGGCGGGGCCGCCGCGUCGCACAAGCCGCGUGGGAAGCUCAUGUUUGAAUCGCCAUUUGGCGGAGCCCUAGGGAUGGCCGAGGCGCUCGCCGGCGCCCUGAAACCGAGGGCGACCUCUGAUGCCGCCACCGGCAUCAGCGGCAGCGGCGGGCCACCCCUCCAGCAGCAAAAUCGGCGGCCUGCCGGGGGCGGCGGCGGCGGCCCGGAAGACGAAGAGGUGGUCGAGGUGGUGGUCGCAUAUCUGACGUCGUACGAGCACAUGGGGCGGGCGCGGCUGUCCUGCACGUCGGGCUGCGGCUGCGAGCCCCGGGAGGUGGACGCGCACCACGACAAACACAUCUCAGUCUCCGCCGCCGCCGCGCUGCGGGUCUGGCGCGCGGACGGCAAUGGCGGCGGUGGGCUGGCGCGGUGCGUGGUGAGGGUUGAGGUGCUGGGGGGGACGAGCUCGGGGCAGCACAAGUUCAAGGUCAUCCAGAUCGUCACGCGCGCCAAGCGGGCGCACCAUGCCGCAGCGGCGGCGGCGGUGGCGCCGGCGGCGGCGGCGGGGGUAGCGGUGGAGCGCAACCUGGCUGGCGGGGCCGGUGGGGGCGGGACGGGGCCGGGCAGCGCGGGGGCUGGGGCGGAGCGGUAG
Messenger RNA from Monoraphidium neglectum, 771 nucleotides. RefSeq lists its product as hypothetical. The transcript has a single exon. The record is from RefSeq and is a predicted model, not a curated record. Bases 1 to 771 code for a protein of 256 amino acids. NCBI's taxonomy places the organism in Eukaryota, Viridiplantae, Chlorophyta, Chlorophyceae, Sphaeropleales, Selenastraceae.